Trichosporon asahii var. asahii CBS 2479 is the source of this 3594-nucleotide messenger RNA. RefSeq lists its product as uncharacterized. The record is from RefSeq and is a predicted model, not a curated record. Gene Ontology annotation, molecular function: clathrin-cargo adaptor activity. Gene Ontology annotation, cellular component: membrane coat; AP-2 adaptor complex. The transcript is spliced from 5 exons. Bases 1 to 3594 code for a protein of 1197 amino acids. NCBI's taxonomy places the organism in Eukaryota, Fungi, Basidiomycota, Tremellomycetes, Trichosporonales, Trichosporonaceae. Gene Ontology annotation, biological process: intracellular protein transport; clathrin-dependent endocytosis.
AUGGCGACGUCAAUGCGCGGAUUGACCCAGUACAUUUCGGACCUGCGAGCAUGCCGUGUCCGAGAGCUGGAGGAGAAGCGGGUGAACCGCGAGAUGGCCCACAUCCGCCAGAAGUUCAAGGACGGUAAUCUCGAUGGUUACCAGAAGAAGAAGUACCUGUCCAAGGUCGUCUUCACGUACAUUCUUGGCUACAAGGUGGACAUCGGUCAUAUGGAGGCUGUCAACCUGAUUCACAGCAACAAGUACAGCGAGAAGCAGAUCGGCUACCUCGCGAUCACGCUGCUCAUGCACGAGAACUCGGACAUCGUUCGUCUAGUCAUCAAUUCUAUUAGGAAGGACUUGGAGGAUUCGAACGAAAUCAACAACUGUCUUGCUUUGCAUGCCAUCGCUAACCUGGGUGGAAGGGAAAUGGCCGAGGCGCUGGCCGAUUCGACUUUCCGCGCCAUGAUCAGCCCUGUUUCGACCACGUUUGUCAAAAAGAAGGCCGCUCUGACGCUCCUGCGAUUGUACCGAAAGCACCCGUCAGUCAUGCCAGUGCAGGAGUGGGCUGAGCGCAUCAUGCCCAUGAUCGGUGAACGCGACCAGGGUGUGGCCAUGACUGCGACUUCGCUGGUGACGGCCAUGGCGCAGGACCACCUGGAGGCGUUUGCGGGAUGUUACCAGCACGCCGUUGACAGGUUGGACAAGAUCAAGAUCCUGCGACUAUUGCAGUACUACCCUCCGCCGGACAAUCCUGAAGUUGUUGAGAUGGUUAACGGCCUCUUGCAAGCUAUUAUCGAUAUGUCCCAGGAGACGCCGCGCAACGUACAGCACAACAAUGCGCAGAACGCUGUCUUGUUCGAGGCUAUCAACCUCGCUAUCCACCUGAACCCCGAGAGCAAGGUCGUAUCUAACGCUUCGGUCCUGCUUGGCAGGUUUAUUCUCGCGAGGGAAACCAACGUUCGUUACCUCGGUCUUGACGCCAUGGCGCACCUGGCCGCGUGUUCCACUUCGCUCGAACCCGUCAAGAGACAUCAGGACACGAUCAUUCUUAGUCUGAAGGACCGUGACAUCUCUGUGCGAAGACGAGCGCUCGACCUGCUGUACUCGAUGUGCGACACGACGAACGCCAAGGUCAUCGUCGGCGAGCUUCUCAAGUACCUCCAGGUGGCCGACUACAACUUGAGGGAAGAGAUGGUACUGAAGAUUGCCAUUCUGACGGAGCGCUUUGCCACCGAGUACGAGUGGUACAUCGACACGAUUCUGCAGCUCAUCUCGACAGCGGGUGACCACGUCGGUGCCGAGGUGUGGUACCGUGUCGUGCAGCUUGUUACGAACAACGAGGACCUGCAGCCGUACGCGUCGACGGCUGUUUACCGCCACAUCAAGAAGGCGCAGUGCCACGAGAAUAUGGUCAAGGUUGCUGGCUACAUUCUCGGCGAGUUUGGACACUUAAUUGCGAACGACGAGGGUUGCAGCCCGAUCGAGCUGUUCCACGCACUGCACUCCAAGAUCAACAUUUGCACAGCGCCGACGCGUGCGCUCCUGCUCACGACGUACAUCAAGUGGGUCAACCUGUUCCCGGAAAUCAAGGAGCACCUCGUCAACAUCUUCCGACGAUACACGCACGUCCUUGACGCGGAGCUGCAGCAGCGUGCGUGCGAGUACCUUGCGCUUGCGACGCGCAACGACAAUGACGAGCUGCUGCAGGCGGUGUGCGACGAGAUGCCCGUGUUCCCUGAGCGCGAGUCCGCGCUUGUGAACCGGCUGCACAAACGCGGUAACGCCGCGCAGGACAAGCGCACCUGGGUCAUCGGACAGCAGAGCGAGAAUCGGGACAAGUUUGCGAAGCAGUUCUCGAAGGACAGCACGAGUGCGGCGGACGACGAGACCGUCCCCGUGCCGCCGCCGAAGCCGCAGAUGUCCCUGUCGCAGCCGCAACCGCAGGCGUCGCUGUCUGUCGACCCCCAGCCGUCGGGCAACCUCACGCCGCAGACGCCCUCCGCCAGCGAGCCAAUGAUGGGCCCCGGUCCGUCCUCGCAGUCUACCAUGCUGUCCGAGGACAUCAUGACCUCACUCGCUGGGCUGGACAUGUCGAGCCCCGCGCCUGAGCCCGCGUCGGCACAGCAGCGCCUUCUUCCGGAGCAGCAGCAGUUCGUCUCUGAGCCUACCGGAGGUGCGGCGCCACUCUCGACGCUUACGAGCCCGACGACGCCAGACGACCUGCAGCACACUGCGACGCUGGGCGGCGUCAACCCCGCGCUCCUGCACGGCCUCACGACGGGCCCGAACGUGGAGAAGUGGCUCGAGCGGCUGUCGUAUGCGUCCGAGGGCGUCCUCUACGAGGACAAGCAGGUGCAGAUCGGGAUUAAGGCGGAGUACCACGGCCCUCUAGGCCGGAUAGCGCUGUUCAUCGGGAACAAGAUCAGCACGCCGUUCACGUCCGUGUCUGCGCGGAUCGAGAACAGCGAGCCCGGGCUGAGCGCAAACUUCCACGACACGCCCGUGACGCGCAUCGAGGGCCUGGCGCAGAUCCAGGAGAUGAUCCAUGUCGAGGCAAAGGGCGUCUUUACGUCGCCGCCAGUGCUGAGGUUCACGUACCUGGCAGGCGGGUUCACGACGCUCGUGCUCAAGCUGCCAGUCUUCCUGAGCAAGUUCAUAGAGGGCGUGCAGCUGGACCAGGCGGCGUUCUUUGAGCGCUGGAAGAUCAUCGGCGGCCCGCCCCGCGAGGCGCAGCAGAUCUUCCCCAUCAAGCUCUCCGAGGCGGGAGAGAUUGACACGCAGCGCAACGAAAAGGUCAUUGCCGGGCAGAGCAUGAGCGUCCUCCGCGGCAUUGACCCGAACCCGGUCAACAUCGUCACGGCCGGCGUGCUCCACAUGACGAGUGGAAAGGUCGGUAUCCUUGGCCGCCUCGAGCCGAACCGCGACGCCAAGCUGUGCCGCCUCACGGUGCGCAGUACCAACGAGGAGGUCAGCAAGGAGUGCCUCAAGCUGUUCUCCAAGCCGAUCAACGCGGAUGUGGCAGCGAGCCUCGGGUACGAGUUCGGGAUACUCGCGCAUCGAGUCGAGCCCGACCUCGCUGACGUCGACCUUGAAGCUGCGCUGCAUGAUGCGCCGCGCAAUGAAGGAGCUGACGAGCUCGGAUCCCCACACGGCCAGCGAGGCGUAGAAUGUCAUGGCGAACGUGUACGGAUCGACCGGGGUCGAGUUGAACCUGAAGAACGGGUAGAUGGCGCUGUUGGGGCCAAAGUGGAGAAUGGCCAGCCAGCCGAGGAAGGACACCAUGGUCGUAUUCUGCGCGAGGGAGCGGCAGUAGAAGCCCACGGCGACGCUGUCCACGUGUUCUUGCCAGGUAUCGCUCGAGCCGAUGACGAGCUGGAGGACGCGGUGCCAGCCCUUUGUCAUUUGCAGCGGGAAGAGGACGAUGACGGCGAACGAGGAGAGGAGCUGGACAGUCGCGAACUGGGACGGAGAGCGCAGGCGCGCAAAGAGGUUGCGGUAGAAGACGUGGUAGACCAGCUGGAAGAAGAGUUUGUACACGAACAGCAGCGCGCGAGAGCGCACCUUGGCGCUGAUGAUGUAGAAGGACAUGAGCGCGAGAAUUUGGACCGCUGA